AGCUCCUUGCUGGUGACAUUAUUAUAACAAUCUGUAGUCGGCUUUGCGCUUCGCUUUGCGUGUCUGUAAAAACCCCCAUCGUUAAACACCACACUUAGAGGAGCGACAUGAAAAACUACCGAUCGGCGGAAUAUAUCGGCUUCGAACAGUAAGGACGGGAGAAGCUGCAGGUUUUUGGGACUCAGGACUCGGAGGAAUGAAGUGAAACAUCCGGGCGGCGCUGCGCUGCUCUAACAGCGGGGACUGGGAGCGUCAUGUCCGCGAUCCGCUGAGUGUGUGUGUGUGUGUGUGUGUUAGUGUGUAUGUGAGUGUUUGUGUGUGAGUGUGUGUGAGUGAUUGAGAGAGAGCGAGUGUGUGUGAGUGAUUGAGAGAGAGCGAGUGUGUGUGUGUGUGUGUGUGAGAGAGAGAGAGAGUGUGUGUAUGCAUGUGCAUGUGUGGAGCACAUUGAUAGUGUGUUUGUGUGUGUGUGGAGCACACUGAUUUCGUGUGUGUGUGUGUGUGUGCGUGUGCGCGUGUAUCCCAGCCAUCCCCGGCUCGGUUCCCCCCGUGUUGUCGCUGCCAUUCGGGAUCUAUGGAGUGCACGUGAGCACCGGUGUGACCCAGGACACGUCACUGGGGGCAAAAAUGUGGGCAUUUGGGAAAUGGAAACCGAGACACCCCUAAGGCUACGGUAACAGCGUUUCUUACUGCCCCAGAUCGUCUGAGAGGAUCAGACCCCACUCCGGCACGCUUGGGCCGUUGGCAAUAAGAUGUCCCUAAGUAGUGGCACUGCAGGCGGGAAAGGUGUGGACUCGAAUGCGGUGGACACUUACGACAGCGGAGAUGAAUGGGACAUUGGAGUUGGCAAUCUGAUCAUCGACCUUGACGCCGAUCUAGAGAAGGACAAGCUCGAGAUGUCUGCCACUAAGGACGGGGGCGGAAUGGCUGCACCCCCCAGCGCAGUAGCAGCUUUGCCAGACAAUAUCAAAUUCGUAAGUCCUGUGUCUGCUCAGGGCAAGGAUGGUAAGUCUAAGUCUAAGCGUAAUAAAAACUCAAAGGAUUCUAACAAGUCCUCAACCCAAGACGGGGCUAAGAAAGAGUCACAGGCACGGACCCAGAGCGAGGGUACAGGCCCUGCUACGGGCACAGCUACAGGAGCCAUAGUCAGCACCGGCAAAGGUGCAGAUAAAAGUAACAAGACUUCCCGCAACGUUUCCAGUGGGAAGAAGGACAAAGACGGAGGAACCGGGAAAAAUAAAAAGGACAAAUCCGAAGGAGUAGCGACUGGAAAUGUGACUACAGAAAAGGACACAGCAGCUCCGGUUUUAACUCUGGGAUCGUCGCGCAAUAACCCGUACGAAGUAAGGCAAAACUCAGACCUAACCUGUGCUGAACAAAUUGGGAAUAUUGCCAUCGAUGCUGCUGGAAUAGUUCCUCCUUUGACUAUUAAAAGUGAGCCCGAAGAGAUGGAGAACACCGACUGUAGGAAUUUGAAGAAAGUAAAAAGUGAAAAGAUGGAUUCCCCGGUGUCGACGCCGGCCCCACCACCUCUUCAUCUCCUCGCUCCAGUUGGCAGCACCGAUAUCUCCUCUCCAUGUGAACAGAUCAUGGUCCGCACGCGCUCAGUCGCCGUCAAUACGACCGACGUAGCUCUUGCCACAGAGCCAGAGUGUCUGGGCCCCUGUGAGCCUGGCACCAGCGUCAAUCUGGAAGGCAUCGUAUGGCAAGAAACAGAAGAUGGUAUGCUGGUUGUGAAUGUCACCUGGAGGAAUAAAACCUAUGUGGGAACUCUUCUGGACUGCACCAGGCAUGACUGGGCUCCUCCACGAUUUUGUGAAUCACCCACCAGCGAUAUGGAGAUAAAAAAUGGCCGAGGCAGAGGGAAAAGAAUGAGACCCAACAGCAACACUCCGGUUAACGAGAAUAGCAACUCGUCUGACAACAAGGGGAGCAAUAGCAGCAAGACACGGGCGGCAUCCAACAACAAAGGAAGGCGGGGCAGUCAAAACUCGUCAGAGCGCCGUACACCACCCAAUAGUAAUACGGAGGACAUCAAGGCCAGCCCAUCAUCUAUAAACAAACGCAAGAGCAAGCCGGCUUCGGACAUGGAGCCAAAUUCUAGCUCAGAGGACACAAAAGGUAACAAGCGUAUGCGCACCAGCUCAAACAGUGGAAUGCCUCAUUCUGUCCUUCCCAUUCCCAUUAUCAAAGCAGAGCCACUGCCUCCUUCACUAGAUCGCAGUUGCCCCUCUCCAGUGUUUAUUGACUGCCCUCAUCCCAACUGCAACAAGAAAUACAAGCACAUAAAUGGCCUGAAGUACCACCAGGCUCGUGCCCACAAUGAUGAUGAUAUCAAACUGGAAAUGGAUGGGGACAGUGAAUACGGGGAGGAUUCUACAUUGCAUCCGGAACCAGGCAGCUGCAAUGGAGCCUCGAUUUCGCAGAAAGGCUGCGUCUCUCCGGCUCGAUCGGUUACCCCUAAAGGCAGGGGUUUUGAUGCUCAGAGCCCAUCGCCUUCAUCGGGCAAGUAUGCCUCCAAACAGUCCAGCAAAAAGAAGGCUGAGGCUGACCACGAUUCUGGAGUGCAUUUAGAUGGCUGUGAAGAUGGCCCGUGCCUGACAGAUGAGGCUAGCAACGAUGGCAUUGAUGACAAGAAAAGUUUAGACAAGGCUAAGAAAUCUGGUUCCAAAGCAGAUAAGCUGUCUCAGAAGUCUGUCAAGUCUGCAAGACCAAUUGUACCAUCCAUGCCACCACAACAGCUCUAUGGCUUGCAAGCAUCAAGCUUCCCCGCGCCCAACUCUAGUUCGUCUAUGAGCAUGAGCACGGUGGUACAGUCAGUUCCCAAAAGCCCACAGCUGAAAGCCAUCCAGCCUAAGCCUGUAGUAAGCGGAGACCCUUCCAUGAACCCGGCUUUAAGUGGUUCCAAGGACAAAAAGAAGAAAGACAAGAAAAAGAAAGAAGGUGUAAAGGAUGGUGACAGUCCCAAAGCCCUUGGAAAGGGCGGGAAGUCAGAGGAAGGAAAAAGUCCUUACUCUGAAUCCUCAGACCCAGGCAGUAAGAGUGAUUGUCUUCUCAAUGGUUCAACAGAUCCCCACCAGAGUCGCUUGGCCAGUAUCAAGGCUGAAGCUGAUAAAAUCUAUAGCUUCACUGAUAACGCUCCCAGUCCAUCAAUUGGCGUAGCCAGUCGGAUAGAUAGUGGCGGUAUGCCUCAACCUCUCACCCCACUCCAUGUAGUCACUCAAAAUGGAGCAGAUAACUCCUCAGUGAAAACCAACAGCCCAGCUUACUCUGACAUUUCAGAUGCUGGUGAAGAUGGGGAGGGCAAAGUAGAAGGUAUGAAGGUAAAGUCUGAGGAUCAGGCACCCAGAGAAGGUGCUAAAAAGGCUCUUUUUGCCUCACAGCCUCCAAACAAAGAGUCUCCCUACUAUCCCAACUAUGAGUCCUACUACUCGCCUAACUAUGCCAAUCCAAAUCCCAGCCCAGGGGUUUCAAAUACCGGUGUUCAUUUGCAGGAUAGCCCUGUGAAGGUAAAAAAAGAGGAAGAGAGUGACAUAGGGGAAGAAAAAGGCAAAUUAGAGCAGCCUGAAGAUCGCAAGACAGACAUUAGCACGUCUAAUCAACAGCAACAACAGCCAUCUGUUAUCCAGCAGCGGUCUAAUAUGUAUAUGCAGCCUCUCUACUAUAAUCAGUACACCUAUGCCUAUGGUUAUUCACCUGACCAGGCUUAUCAUAAUCAUUUGAUGAACACUAAUCCAGCCUACAGGCAGCAGUGCGAGGAACGGCAGAGGCAGGCUGCCGAGCAACAUAGAGUGGGAGAGAAGAAAUCUGAGGCUGUUCAGAAGGACAGGGAUGUUUCUGUGAAGUCAGAGGAGUGGAAACAAAAACCAUCAGUUCCUCCGACUUUGUCUAAAGCACCAAGCAUCUCUGACCUCGGUAAGCCUUCACCCCAGAGCAAGCCCAAAGAGCUGACCUCGGAGACGUCCAAAUCCGUCAUCAUCCCAAAGGCGGAAGAUGGGAAGCCACCGGCCCAGCCACCAGAAGGGCUAAAGAUGAAAAUGACUGAUGGUGGACACCAUGGAAAAGAGGACCAGAAACUCAGCAUUGACUCCGGAAGGCCAUCAGCUAUGGAACAGGCCAUGUACAUGUACAGACAGGAGCCCGAUUCCCGAUUAUGGCCGUAUGUUUAUCCCAGCAAGUACGCCGAAACACAGAAACAGCUAGAUGAGGAGAGGUGGAAGGAAGAGCGAGAACGAGAGCGAGAACGAGAGCGAGAGCGAGAGCGAGAUCGAGAGCGCGAACGAGAACGAGAUCGCGAAAGAGAUCGAGACAGGGAUAGAGAUCGAGAGAGAGACAGGAAAAGUAAAGAGGAGAGACCUCGUCCCAAAGAUACUCCUAAAGAUGAUGGCAAGGAUGGGCUCGAGCCACGAACCUCAACAGCCUCUGAGGAGCAUAGAGGGAUCAGUAAAGACCCCAGAGCCCAUAUGCAGUUCUCUUCAGCUUUGCCUCAACACCAGUCUUAUAUGCCAUACAUGCACGGAUACCCCUACAGCCAGGGCUAUGACACAGGUCACCCAGGAUACAGAGGGAUGCCGUCUGUCAUGAUGCAGAACUAUGCAGGGUCUUACCUGCCAGCAGGUUACUCAUUCUCACCGUACAGCACUAAGAUUUCACCGGGCGACGAAGGUGACAAAGCUCGUGCCAGUCCGACGGUUACCGGCAAAUCGGCUCCGGAUUCCAAAGCCUUGGAUAUUCUGCAUCAGCAUGCAAACCAGUACAAAAGCAAAUCGCCCACAGUGGGUGACAAAGCGUCUCACGACCGAGAGCGAGGUGGAGGCGAAAGAGAGCGUGAAGGUGAUCGACCACGAUCCUCUCCGUCACAGAGAAUAAUGCCUUCACAUCACCACCUGAGUUAUUCUCUUAUCUCUGGACAGUAUGAUUUGUCUUAUGCCCCUGCCAUUGUUGCGAGUCAGCAAGCCUCUGGCCCUUCACUGUACCCCCCUGCACGGAGGUGAGAAUGGCACACUUGACAACGUCAGUCCUGUCACCUGAAUUUUGCUCCGGCACCUCCAGAUGGUGACUUGUGAACCUUAAGCUUCCCUGCAGCCAUGUGAAGAGAUCACAUGAGGAAAGACUUUGGAUUUUAUGACAUCAGUUCAAUGGUGUUCCUGAAUUUUUUUUUUUUUUUUUUUCCUCC
Molecule: messenger RNA, 5173 nt
Organism: Tachysurus vachellii
Lineage: Eukaryota; Metazoa; Chordata; Actinopteri; Siluriformes; Bagridae
Gene: znf609a
Product: zinc finger protein 609a
Exons: 9
Coding region: 750-4991 (1413 amino acids)
Biological process (GO): regulation of transcription by RNA polymerase II
Cellular component (GO): nucleus
Source: RefSeq, a predicted model, not a curated record